Molecule: messenger RNA, 745 nt
Organism: Olea europaea var. sylvestris
Lineage: Eukaryota; Viridiplantae; Streptophyta; Magnoliopsida; Lamiales; Oleaceae
Exons: 4
Coding region: 1-432 (143 amino acids)
Cellular component (GO): endosome; trans-Golgi network
Source: RefSeq, a predicted model, not a curated record
AUGAAAGAGAAACUUCGUUCCAGCCCGUCUCUCUUUGGUCUCCUUUCUCUCUUCCCAAAUAGUCGUCUCUUAGCCCUGUUCUCCAGUCGCAAACCCCAAAAACUGCAUUUCCAACACUAUUCUUCCGAUUCUUCAUUUCACCAAUCGGCGUAUGAUAGCAAUAAGGUGACUUUACAUGGCGGUUCUGAUAAAUAUUUUGAUGCUAAUACAGUGAAAUUCCCUUUGUCUUCUUCAAUUGUAAUGAAGGAUGAGGGUGGAUGGUUGAUUAAUCCUGUUUCACUUGCAUUGGAUGCUGCCAUUACAGGAGGAGCAAGCUUCUGUGCUUCAAUUCAUUUGGGGGAGAUCCGACGUAGAGGCGUGAGGGAAAAUCAUAGGCACCACACCUGCAAUGAGACAUUUGUUAUUUGGGGAGCAAAGACAUUGUUCAAGUGAAAUGCUGAGCUCUCCCGUGAAACGUAUAGAUGAGAUUCUUGCACUUCAUUAUCCAGUUGAUGAUUUCAAGGGUCAGAUAAGAGACAAAAUAAGAUGGAACUUUAUGAUUGAAGCAUAAGAAGAAAAUGAUGUUAUUUUUUUUUUUUAAUAUAUACUUAAUUGUAAGUAUAAGACUACAUACAUCGGUGAUGUGCAAUUCAAUAUAGAAGGGAUUGUUUCACAUUUGUACAUACAAAUGUAUUAUUUGCCUCAAAAAAGACUAUAGACUUUUGAAAUAAUUUGAACGCUUGAGGUUCAAUCAAGACAAGUUUUA